Messenger RNA from Scylla paramamosain (green mud crab), 2592 nucleotides. Its product is annotated as gamma-aminobutyric acid receptor alpha-like. Bases 323 to 2164 code for a protein of 613 amino acids. The transcript has 14 exons. Lineage: Eukaryota; Metazoa; Arthropoda; Malacostraca; Decapoda; Portunidae. Gene Ontology annotation, molecular function: chloride channel activity; GABA-A receptor activity; neurotransmitter receptor activity. The record is from RefSeq and is a predicted model, not a curated record. Gene Ontology annotation, cellular component: plasma membrane; neuron projection; synapse. Gene Ontology annotation, biological process: chloride transmembrane transport; signal transduction; chemical synaptic transmission.
CAUCCGUUGAGAGUGGUGUGUGGCUCCUUUCUCUCCCUCAGGAAGGAGAUAAAAUGAAGAAAGGAGACAGCCAAUCAUGUGGAUAAGCCUGAAGGAGACGAAGUCAAGGAGUACCCGAGAGACAUUUCCCCGCCACCACGACACCCGCGCCUCCCGCCACGCCUGGGCAACACUGACACGAGCGCUACAUGUGAUCUGCAGGUGCGUGAGAGCCAAGAUACCAGCGAGUCUCAGGGCAAGGAGAGGACAAGGCCGGACCCGUGACACCUGACUAGGAGGGCUUUGUGCCGCGGCGGGAGGAGCGGGAGGGCGUGGAGGGAAGAUGGUGAGCUGCGGGUAUCACCACUCCUCCACUCCCAGCCACUCCUCCUCCUCCUCCUCCUCCACUCGCUCCCUCCUUCUUCUCUUUCUGCAGUUCUUUCUCCUUACCUCCGACCUUCUCGUCGGUGUAACCAGGGCUGCCUCGAGUGUAGCAGGCUCAAGUAGCAGUAGCAGUAGCAGCAGCAGCGGCAGUAGCGGCGAUGGUGGUGGUGGUGGUGGUGAUGGCGGUGGAGGGGCAGAGACCAAAAACGUGACGGUCCACGUGUAUCCGCGCAUCAACAGACAGCUGCCCAACUUCUCCUACAGGUCAGGCAGCAUCCGGCAGAUCACCCCCGGGGCUCACAUUUCCCGCGUGCUGGACAACCUGCUCCUCGGCUACGACCAGAAGCUGCGGCCUUCCUUCGGGGGUGAACCAACCACGGUGGAAAUUGACAUCGAAGUGAGAAGCAUGAGUCAGAUUUCCGAGAUGGACAUGACGUACUCCAUGGACUGCUACUUCCGGCAGUCUUGGGUGGACGAGCGGCUGGCCUUCUCCGGGCUGGACGCGUCUGCCAUCACGCUGUCGGUGUCGGCGCUGGACAAGUUGUGGAAACCAGAUACUUUCAUCCACAACGGCAAAAGGAGCUACGUGCACCUCAUCACCACGCCCAACAAGUUCAUCCGCCUCGCCAAGACAGGAAGGGUUCUCUACUCCUCCAGGCUGACCAUCAAGGCCACCUGCCCCAUGAAGCUGCACCAAUUCCCGAUGGACACCCAGCGCUGCCCACUCCGCCUUGGCUCAUUCGCCUACACCACCCGCGACGUGCUGUACCGCUGGAACGCCGCCCGCCAGGUAGUCACGGCGCCAGACCUUAUGCUUUCCCAGUUUGACCUGAUCGCUACGCCCUCCAGCUUCGAGAACACCACCCGCAGGACUGGCGAGUUCUCCACACUGCUGGCGUCCUUCCACCUGCAGCGACACAUGGGCAACUUCCUCAUCACAGUGUACGGGCCGUGUGUGCUGCUGGUGGUGCUGUCCUGGGUCUCCUUCUGGCUUAACAGGGAGGCCACGUCUGACAGAAUCUCGCUCGGCAUCACCACGGUACUCACCAUGACCUUCCUGGGGCUGGAGGCUCGCACGGAUCUGCCCAAGGUGCCCUACUCCACUGCCCUCGACCUCUUCGUCUGGAUCUCUUACGGGUUCAUCUUUGCUACUAUCAUCGAGUUCGCUUUCGUGCACCUGUUCACCAAGGUGGGAUCGGGCGAGGUGUACCUGUCCUACUGCAGCUCAGACGUGGACUCUGACGACGACGAAGACGAGGACGACGAAGAGGAUGACGACGAGGAAGUGGAGGGAGAGGAAGAGGAAGGGGAAGAGGAUGGGCACGAGAUAUACGAGGAAAAGAGGGAAGAGGAGCAACAGGAAAGAAAUAUACAGCAGAUACAGAACGCCUCCGUAUGCCUGGCGACGGGGCGCGGCGUGUCGGUGCUGCCCCUGGUGCUGCACACGACGGGGCCAAACGGGGUGGGGUCCUCGCGCCUGAGAAGCCCCAAGCCCAGCCGCCCCCGGUGCUCCUCCUCCCUCGUGCGGCGCUUCGCGGGACUGUGCGACCGUCGGAAGCGAAGAGGAGAGGGCGCAGACGAGCGGAGCAGCGACAGCCGGAGCCUGGAGGAGUGGCGGCGGGAGCGUGAGCGGGAAGGCAGCAAGCGGGAGACGGGGAAGCAGUUCACAAUCAAGGCCAACUCUGUGUCUGACAUCGACAAGGUGUCCCGCGUGCUGUUCCCCCUCGCCUUCCUCGCCAUCAACCUCGUCUACUGGCUCACCUACCUUUCCAACGACCCCUGGCCCUCAUCCCACCUAUAGUGCCAUUCCUCUCACCCUCCUAUCCUUAGUGCCACUUCAUCUCCUCCCAGUACAGUGCCACUAUCUCUCCAAUGAUCCCUGGCCCUCUUCUCAACUACAGUGCCAUCUUACCCCUUCCACCUGUCCCUAUUACCCUCUCACCCUACAGUGCCACUCCUACAAUAUUUCCUAUAGUGCCACUCUUUUCAUUCUCCUUUCAUCUUUAGUGCCACACCUCUUUGCGUCUCCUACCUUUAGUGCCAUUCCCCCUCACUAUUCUGCCAUCUAUAGUGCUACUCCUUUCAUUCACCCUUCACCUACAGUGCCAUUCUAUCUACAGUGCCACUCCCUUCACUUCCUCCCAUCUUCAGUGUCAUCCUUUCAUCCUCCCCUCACCUCCCACUACAGUCUCAGUAUGUAAUCCUUUCAUCUCUCCUUCCAUUCCCAAA